Messenger RNA from Frieseomelitta varia, 3487 nucleotides. It is a transcript of the gene DNAlig3, whose product is annotated as DNA ligase 3. Gene Ontology annotation, biological process: double-strand break repair via alternative nonhomologous end joining; DNA recombination; DNA biosynthetic process. Lineage: Eukaryota; Metazoa; Arthropoda; Insecta; Hymenoptera; Apidae. Gene Ontology annotation, molecular function: zinc ion binding; DNA binding; ATP binding. The record is from RefSeq and is a predicted model, not a curated record. Bases 291 to 3293 code for a protein of 1000 amino acids. Gene Ontology annotation, cellular component: DNA ligase III-XRCC1 complex. The transcript is spliced from 20 exons.
UUGUUAAUGAUUUUAUUUGGCAAGCUAAACAAAAAAAUAUCAAAGAUAUUACCAAUUGAAACGUGACGCGAGAUAUGAAGAGUGUGAAAAGUAGUCGCUAGAGGGCGAUUAUGUUUCGGAAAGAUGCGUUUAGUAGAAUAUAGUGUACCCAGAAUGGUUGUGAUAUUUGUAUGGUUUAAGAUUAUUUAUUAAUUAUUUAUCAUGCCGUAAAUAAACACAAAAAAUUAAAAGUACCCGAAGAGCUGCAAUUACACUGAUUGCUUUCGUGGACGAUUUUCCGGUGACGGGGGAUGUCGGACGAGGAGAGGAGCGAGGAGGAGAAGCCGUUCGCGGUGGAACGGGCGAAGACCGGACGCGCCAAGUGCAAGAAGUGCAAGUGCCCGAUAGAAAGGGACGCCAUAAGGAUGGCCAAGCUGGUCGCGAAUCCCUUCUCCGACGGCAAGAUGAAGGCGUGGCACCAUCUGAGCUGCCUGUUCGAAGUGUUCGCCAAGCAGAGGGCCUCCACCAAGAGGAUAGACGACCCCGAGGAAGACGUGAGCGGCUGGUCGGAACUCUGCGACGAGGACAAGGCCACGAUCCUUCGUAGAAUCGAGGAGUUUGAAAAUUCGUCUCCGUUCAAGACUCCAAAAACCAAGCCUGCGGCAAAUCGAUCACCACCCGGCUCGAGGAAACGGAAAGCAACCGAUGUCGCGGCUACCACGGACAACCCCUCGCCGGAGAAAAAAUCGAAAAACGCGAAGAGAAGCUCGACGUCCUCCGACGACGCCUCCAGCUCGGGAAAAGAGACCUCGGAGAAGGGGCGAAAACGGAAGAAGACGACCAGAGACGAUGCGUUCGAAGAGUUUCAGCGGGUCUGCCGGGACAUUGCCAAGGUCGACGCCUACACCGACAAGACGGCCGUUUUGAGGAAGAUGUUGGUCAACGGCUCCGAAGGCGAUGGUUUCAAGAGUGACGUGAAGCUGUGGUGCAGGAUGCUGCUACCCGGGACAGCGAAGAGGGUGUACAACCUGCAGAGCAAGCAGCUGGUCAAGCUGUUCUCUCGUCUGCUGUUGCACAGCGAGAACGAGAUGCUGGAGCAUCUGGAGAAGGGGGACGUCGCCGAAACCAUCCGGACGUUCUUCGAGAGGAGCUCCGCUCUCGAGCCAGCCCCGAGAAGCCUGCUCACCAUUCAGGAGGUGGACGAGUUUCUGGAGAGGUUGUCGUGUUUGACCAAAGAGGACGAGCAGGUCCACCACUUUCGGUCGAUCGUUUCUAGAUGCACCGCCAGCGACCUGAGGAUGAUCGUCCGGCUGAUCAAGCACGAUCUGAGGAUAAACGCUGGCCCAAAGCACAUUUUAGCCGCGGUGCACCAGGACGCGUACGAGGCGUUUCAAACAUCCAGGGACUUGGACAGCGUCGUUGAGCGAUGCUUGCGCGGAUCCUGGAAAUCCGACGAACCGUCCUCGUCAUCGUCCUCGUCGCUGGGUCCAUCCUCCGACGUCAAGAUCAAGCUUUCGCUGAUGACGCCUGUUUUACCGAUGUUGGCGGAGGCUUGCAAGUCCGUGGAGAUGGCGAUGAAGAAGUGCCCGAACGGAAUGCUGGCCGAGGUGAAGUACGACGGGGAGCGAGUUCAGGUGCACAAGAUGGGCAACGUGUUUCGAUAUUACAGCCGAUCGUUGAAACCGGUGCUUCCUCACAAAGUGAACCUGUUCAAGAAUUACAUCCCAGAAGCGUUCCCGGACGGCGACGAUUUGAUUCUGGACUCGGAAAUCCUCAUGAUCGACACCACGACUGGACAGCCGUUGCCCUUUGGUACCUUGGGCGUUCACAAGAAAGCUAAAUUUAAGGACGCCAAUGCCUGCUUGUUUGUUUUCGAUUGCAUCUACUACAACGGAGACGUUUUACUGCACAGAUCUAUGAUGGAACGGCGACGAAUUUUGUCGGAGAGGAUGACGGAGAUACCAAACAGGAUAAUGCUCUCGGAAGUCAAGGAAGUUCACAAAUCCCAAGAUUUGGCCGAGAUGAUUGCCAGGGUUCUCAAAAUGGGCCUCGAGGGCUUGGUCCUCAAAGACAUCCGCAGCAAAUACGAGCCGGGUAAACGACAUUGGCUGAAGGUAAAGAAGGAUUAUUUGUGCGACGGUGCAAUGGCCGAUAGUGCAGAUCUCGUUGUGCUUGGCGCAUGGUACGGCACGGGAAACAAAGGCGGUAUCAUGUCUAUAUUCCUGAUGGGUUGCUACGACGAAGAUCACGACAAUUGGGUAACGGUGACCAAAGUACACACUGGUCACGAUGACGCGACUUUAGCGAUGCUUCAGGACCAGCUCGACAUGGUAAAGAUUGGUAAAGAUCCGAGCAAAGUACCCUCCUGGUUGCGCGCCAACAAACCAAUGAUCCCCGACUUCGUUGCAAGGGAUCCGAAGAAGCAGCCAGUGUGGGAGAUAACAGGCGCCGAGUUUACCAAUCAAGGUGUUCACACGGCUGAUGGUAUCAGCAUCAGGUUCCCGCGGGUAACGCGCAUCCGUCACGACAAGGAUUGGUCCACUGCCACCAGCUUGAACAACCUGCGACGCCUUUUCAAGCGGAGUUCCGAGUCGAUAGAUCUCGGACUUCUCUUGCCACCGAGCUCCGAGUUUUCUCGAGAGGAUGACGACGAGGACGACUCGCCGAGGCUCGAAAGAAAAUCGAAGUCUCCGUCGAAGAGAAACGACGGUACCAAGUCGAUCAAGAAGAAUUCUUCUCCGAGGAAAUUGUUUGGAAAGUUGAAAGACAGUGCGAAAUCCGACUCUACCGGAAGGAAUAACGAAGAGAUCAGUUUGUCUGGCAGAGAGCGCGCGGAAAGGGCGGAAUUUUAUGCUUUCGUAAAUGGAGAUUAUAUAGAGUACACCGGUGCGGGAAUUCCACUGAACUGGAUCGAAGAACGAAAACCAAUGGACGGUCUACCGCCGGAUGCAAAACCGUUGUCUAAUCUGACGAUUAACGAGCUGAGGUCUGAGAGCGUUUUAAAGGGCGCGACGGUUAGCCUGGCGCCGGGAUUCGAAAACGACAGGGGAAAGGAGAUUCACAGGCUACUCAAGACUCUCGGAGCCAAGGUGUUGAACGAUCGAGAGCGAUCUGCAAGCGCGUACGUGGUCCACUCUUGCGCGGUGAUACCAUCGUCCGUUGUUCGCGAGUUCGAGGACGUGGCGAGGACAGCGCGGCACGUGAGCGUCUCCUGGCUCGAGGCGACCGCCUCCACCUCGCAAGCUCAGCCGGCGGAGCAACACGCCGUACAACUGGUCGCCGAUUACUGCUCUUGCCCAUGUCUGCAUCAAUGACGGCCACGUUUUUGUUCCUUCCGUGAGUGAGACACGAAGUUUUCUUGCUUCGUCGUCGUCGUCGAUGUUCCAAAAACAAUUUUUUUCGACGCUCGUUUGAGAACCGCGUUUCCACGGCCAAAACUCAAUUUUUCCAGUUCGCAAUUUUCAUGAAAUUUGUUUUCUAUGAAGCUAGAACUCUGUAAAACUCUGAA